CGAUUCCGGUCGUUACUCCAGCGAGAGACCGCCGUGUCGGCAGGUUCGAGGCCCUGUUUGCGGCCGUCUUGGAAACGAAUGAGUGCGUGGUCCCGUGGGUGGAUGACGCACUUUUUCGUUCCAAAUGGCCGGCGAACAUGCCUACUCGGGCUUUCCGCAAAAAAGUGCGUCAUCCGCCCGAUAUUGACUCGCGGGGGGCCGAUCGUCGCCUAUCGCAAGAUCAAGAAGCAGUCGAUGAAGCCCUUCUCGGCAGCCGCCGCUGCUGAAACUUCGCAUGUGACGCCCUCACGUCGGCGUGCUGUAGGUGCGGGGGCGCAGCCAGUACCAGAUGCAACCCUUGGGCCGCAGGCAGCCCCAAUUGCCACACAGCCUGGGCAGGACGGAGGUAAAAUGGCGGUUUCCCCCUAGUGACCCCCCCAUGUAAGUAUAGUACUCUUGGAACCAUAACCUGUCCGUCAAGGCUCCUACUUCAUGCAAUCAUUCCAACGCAUUCCGUCGAGUCAGCACCGAUGCUGCGUCGAGCUGGUUUCAAACCGGGCCGAAUUAUAUUGAGAUUAGCUCACUAGUGCAGUAGGCAUCGUCUUUUCGGCGGUCAAAGACACGUGACCACAUUCCAAAAGAUGCUCGCUUUGCUGCUGGUGCGGCACUAAUCGUUAGAAGUCUCGAUAGGGAAGUGGGUGUGUUCGAGUGGACUGCUGCUAAUGCGCACCUCAUGGCAGUGCGUUCCUACUCUCUAAUGUUGCCUUAUUUGGCCAGUCAAAUGUGUCUCAGGCUGCAAUAAUUCGUACAGGCGAAGGGUCCCCGUCAAAGCUCCGUGAUCUAUCAGCAGAAAUGCUUGCAAACGCUAUUAAUCGGGGGGGGCACGUAAUUCUAAUGUUGGAGCCAUGCAUGGUCUCGUGCGCUGGUGCAUUUUGCAUGGACCAAGAUGGUCUAACAACAGUUCACGAUGCAUGCGCGGUACUUUGCAUUGCGGCAAGAAGAGAAGCCUGGGGUUCAUGUCUUGAGCUCAGGUUGGUCGUAGAAUGUUUGGGUAUCCGCCUUUUUCAGUUGUGCUGUUCCUUGAAUGGCCCCGAGGUAAAGCGGACUUACGGUGAAGAGCUGCUAGUUGCAAAGAUGUUUGAGUUGGUUUGGCGAUUGCGACAACAUCGCCACUGCAGUGCUUUUGAUAAGCUCUGUGAGCUUGAUGGCCACAAGUGCAUCUUAACAGCUGCGAUCUCCUAUCUAUAUGAUGCGCGUGCCACGGACCACCGAGACCUUCGUCACUAUCGUGAUGGCCCCAUUUGUGACUUACGUCCAUCAGCCCUUGACUGCUGUCUCCGCAUGAUGGAGGGUAUGGUGUUAUUUGAUAUAAAGCGAAAUGACGCAAUUGGUCGAUCUAGGGUUUCGCGGGUAGCCGAUGCCUCUCGUGGCCUCUGCGCCAGCCAGGCUUUGAGUGGAAGUGAACGACUAUCUUGCGAGGUACUCCUUGUGACGACAAAAGGUGUCAUGGGACAUUGAGCCUCCGUCCUAGCAACCCGCCCGGCCACGAUUCCCAAAUUUGAUACGUGACCGGAGGUUUAUCCUGGCUAGGAUCCCCCGGGCUCUUGGAUAUACUUGUAGUAAACCACCAAAUUUUAUUACAAGCUCAAGUUAAUGCAACUGCUCUCUUUCUCAAGUUUAUUUAUUUAUUUAUUUAUUUAUUUUUCAAGUUAUUUAUGAAGUUUUUAUUUAUUUACUUACAUCAUCAUCAUCCGGCCUAGCCCCCUAAGGUUAGUGGCUGUGCUCACAUACCAAGACUGCCCGCGCCGAAUAAUCGCAUACCAAGACUUUCCGUUCAUAUCAAUAACUCAAUAACUUUCCUCCUGAAGAUCAGAUGCUAUGAAG
This is a messenger RNA of Pelagomonas calceolata, 1863 nucleotides long. Lineage: Eukaryota; Pelagophyceae; Pelagomonadales; Pelagomonadaceae. The record is from the annotation of a GenBank genome assembly.